AUGAACGGAGACACCAACCACCGCGCAAUCACGGUGGCAGCGGAUGCGGGGCGCGGCUGGACUUCUCACAUGGAGGGACGGUUCAGGCAGACGCCGACUCUUCUGAAGCCCACUGCCAACAGCUACUCUUGCUGCAUCUUCAGAGUCCCCAAGAGCCAAGUGGAGAGCAACGCCAAGGCUUACAAGCCCCGCGUUGUGUCCGUUGGCCCGUACCACCAUGGGGAAGAGCAGCUGAUGCUGAUCGAACAGCACAAGCCUCGACUGUUCUCCGCUAUGCUCGAUCGGACCAGAGACUACGGCGCUGGCCUGGACCAUUACUUUGAGGCCGUCGCCUCGCUGGAGACCGGCAUACGGGACAGCUACUCGGAGGCCCUCGAUCAGGAAACAUCGGUUUUUAUAGAGAUGAUGGUUCUCGAUGCUUGUUUCAUCGUUGAGAUGUUCCGCGUCUUCGCCCAAGUGAUCAGACCGGACGCCAACGACCCCUUGUUCUCCAUGCGGUGGAUUUUCACGUCCCUCACGCUCGACCUCCUCCUGAUUGAAAACCAGAUCCCGUUCAUCGUUCUUCAGACGAUCUACGACUUAUCCAGCUCUCCCUCGGAAGCCAACACCUCCCUCAAUGAGAUCGCCUUAGAGUUCUUCAACUAUGCGCUCAGACUGCCGGCGGAACGCCUUGAGAGGCACUACCAAGUCUCCAAUGUCACGCACUUGCUUGAUUUGUUCCGAAUGGGCAUAAUCGGCCAUUUGGAUCUCGAACAUCCCGGAUGGGUCGAUGAAGAGUCGCUUCAACUGAUACCCUCCACGAAGCAGCUGCAACUCGCGGGGAUAAAGUUUGAACCGAGGGAGAGCGAUGAGCUAAUCAGCGUCGUGUUCGACGACGGAGUGCUUCGGAUCCCUCCUUUAACCCUCGACUUUUUCACCAGCUCCUUCUUCCUCAACUGCGUGGCUUUCGAGCAGAGCUACCGUUACUGCUCCAGCCACAUCACCAAUUACAUGAUCCUCAUGAGAUGUCUCGUGCGUUCGGCGUUGGACGCAGAGUUCCUGUCUCAGCGCAACAUAAUCACAAACUUUCUGGGGACCGACGAGGAGGUCACGAGGUUCUUCAAUGAUCUCGCCAAGGAUGUCAUGUUCGAUAUGAAGAAGAGUUACUUGGCCGAGUUAUUCGAGCAAGUGAACCGGUACCACCAGAACAAGUGGCAUGUUCAAAGGACGGGGAUCAAGCGCGAGUACUUCGGCAGCCCUUGGUCCUUCAUCUCGGCCGCCGCUGCUUUCAUUCUCCUAGUCCUUACCUUCGUCCAGGCCAUCUACGCCAUUUACGCUUAUUAUCGUCCCGACGAUUAA
Molecule: messenger RNA, 1338 nt
Organism: Rhodamnia argentea
Lineage: Eukaryota; Viridiplantae; Streptophyta; Magnoliopsida; Myrtales; Myrtaceae
Product: UPF0481 protein At3g47200-like
Exons: 1
Coding region: 1-1338 (445 amino acids)
Source: RefSeq, a predicted model, not a curated record